Molecule: messenger RNA, 1602 nt
Organism: Yarrowia lipolytica CLIB122
Lineage: Eukaryota; Fungi; Ascomycota; Dipodascomycetes; Dipodascales
Biological process (GO): proteolysis
Molecular function (GO): serine-type endopeptidase activity
Source: RefSeq, a predicted model, not a curated record
AUGAAACCCUCCGUCAUUAUCGCGCUGGCCGUAGCCUGUAUGGCCGCCCCCAUGUCUCCUCAGGGAGCCUACAAGGACGCCCUUGACAUCAUCAACGGUCAAGCCUCCAAGUUCAACGAUGCGGGUCUCAAAAAGCGCCAUGGCCAAGAGCCCGAUACCUUCAACGUCAUCUUCAAGGACGGUGUUUCCAUCGACCAGAUCUCCGAGCAUCUGAAGCUGCUGGACGGCUUGAUCAACAAGGACUCUCUCAAUGGAAUCAAGAACGCCUUUGAUCUGCCUUCCCAAAAGGACGGCUCCGGCCUCAUGGGCUACAGCGGUCACUUUGACAAGAGCAUUGUCGAGGCGCUCGGCAAGUUCUCCGACUUGGUCACCAUCGAGCAGGACCGCGUCCAGAAGCUUCCCACCUUUGAGGGCUUCAAGUCCACCUCCAAUGUCUAUGAGAGCUCUUCCUACGGAUCCGACUGGAGUAUGAGAGACGACUUUUUCUCCUGGUGGAGAAACUCCAACACCUGGGGCGACUGGUGGUACGCUCGAAAGCCCGAUACCCAGCCCGGAGCCUGGCCCCAGCCCAAGCCCCGGCCUGAGCAACCCGUCCAGCCUAUUGGAGAUAACCCGACUUCUCCUGCUCCUGCUCCUGCUCCUGCUCCUGCUCCUGCCACCGAGGAGCCCAGGCCCGAGACACCUGCAGCUCCCUCUUCUCCCGCCACCUUUCAGGAAGUUCCCACCAAGAACUGGGGUCUUUUUCGAGUCUCCCACAAGCAAAACUCCCGUGACCAGACCCAGUACGCCAUGAACAAGAACACCCUGAACCCCACUGUCGCCUACAUUGUUGACUCUGGUAUCCGAACCUCCCACCGAAUGUUCGAGGGCCGAGCCUCCUGGGGAGCCAACUUUGCUGACAACUCCAAUGUGGACUUUGAGGGUCAUGGUACCCACGUGGCAGGCACCGUCGGAGGAGCCGGCUUCGGUGUAUCUCCCUCCACCAAGCUGAUUGCCGUCAAGGUGUUCUCUGGAAAGUUUGGAAGCUCCUCCCAGAUCAUGCAGGGCGUGUCCUGGGCCAUUGAUGACUACGUCAAGAACAAGGCCAAGUAUCCUCGAGCUGUGAUCAACUUUUCUGGUGGAGGAGACACCUCCGAGGCCGAGGACGCGCUCUUUCGAAAGGCUGUUGAGAUGGGCAUGGUUGUGGCCGUUGCUGCUGGUAACGAGAACUCCGACGCUUGCUACGUUUCCCCUGCCCGAGCCGGUGCUGGCACCGCCGGAUUCAUCACUGUCGGAGCCUCCUCCGCCGACGACUCUCUCGCCUUCUGGAACGCCCAAACCAACAAGGCCUCCAAUUGGGGCAGAUGCAUCGAUGUCAUUGCCCCCGGUACCGAGAUUCUUUCUGCCGACUACCAAACCGACAACGGUAUCCUUUCCAACUCUGGAACGUCCAUGGCCACUCCCCACGUGGCUGGACUGGCCGCCCAGCUGAUGGCUACCUCGUCCGAGCUGCUUACUCCCGCCCAGGUGGAGGAGCAGAUCAUCAACCAGAACAACGGUAAGAUCACAGGAAGACUCAACGGUACCCCCAACAAGCUCGCCUACAACGGCUCCGGUCGUUAG